AUGACAAAAGUAAAAUUUUGUCAAUAUUCCCUUUUGCAAUUGCUUAUGUUGGUAAUCAUCUUUGUAAUCAUUUUAUCUACAAGUGUUGUUUAUUCUCAAGAUGAUUUAGAUGAAGAUAAUAGUCAAGCUAAAAAUCCAGCAGCACUUCAAGUUGUUGCGCAGAUGUUAUAUAAUCAACUAGCCAAUAUCACUCAUGUCUUUGAACCAGAUAUCAAAAGACAUUUGGGCUUCUGUAUAAAGGACGUGCAAGCUGAUUGGAAAUCAGCUUUUAAUUUUUCAAAUGACCUUGGAUUUUUAACAUCUUGCAUGCAGAAAAUUAAAGAUGUUCCAAAACGAGUAUGUACUGCUGCAGAAGUUAAGAUUUACAUGAUCAGUUUAAUUGGUGGAGGCCAAAUGAGUUCAAGUUAUGUAAAGCCAAAUAAUAAUUGCAACUUAAGCUCAUGGAUUGAUGGAUCUUGUCCACUAGGUGCUUAUUGUCCAUUUGCUACCCUCAAUAAAACUACAGGCAGAUGUGAUCCAUAUACAUACCAAAUACCGCCAGGAAAACCUAAUCAUACAUGUGGUGGAGCUGAUGUAUGGUCAGAUGUCAUUAGUAGUGAUGAAAUAUUUUGCGCACCAGGAUCAUAUUGUCCAUCUACAGUUGAAGAACUUUCAUGUAAUGUCAGGCAUUAUUGUAGAAAAGGUUCAACUCAAGAAAAACCAUGCUUCAAAUUGGCUAGCUGUAACGAUAAAGUUGCUAAUCAAAAUAUACAUGCCUACGGCAUGUUACUCAUUGCUAUAUUAAGUACCAGUCUACUUCUUGUAUAUAAUUGUUCAGACCAAGUACUUACUACUCGAGAAAGAAGGUUAGCUAGAUCUAGAGAGCGUGCAAUAAGAAGUGCAAAAGAAACUGCACAAGCUCGUGAAAGGUGGAAAGUAGCAAAGGAAAAUGCUAGAAAUCGCGCUAUUGGGUUACAACAACAAUUAUCGCGCACAUUUUCUAAGAAAAAAUCUACAAGGCAAGACCCAUCAAAAGGGUUUCAACCAAAACCUACAAGUAAUGAUGUUACAAGUUCUUCGGAUUCAAAAUCAAAAAAUAAAGGACAUAGCAAACUUACAAAAAUGAUGCAACAAAUUGAGGAUGAUCCGGAUAGUAGUGAGGGCUUUAAUAUGGAGAUUGGGGAUAAAAAUAUUAAAAAACAAUUCAAAGCUAAAGAAUUACACACACGAAGCCAAAUUUUUAAGUAUGCAUAUGGGCAACUUGAAAAAGAGAAGGCCAUGCAACAAGAAAACAAGAACCUUACAUUUUCUGGAAUAAUUUCUAUGGCUACUGAUACCGAAAUCCGAAAAAGACCUUUAUUGGAGGUUGCUUUUAAAGAUUUAACCUUAACCUUAAAAGGAAAACACAAACAUUUAUUACGGUGCAUUACUGGAAAACUAAUGCCUGGUCGAGUUUCUGCAGUCAUGGGUCCUUCUGGUGCCGGGAAGACUACUUUUCUUUCAGCUGUCACAGGAAAAGCUACUGGAUGUAAUGUAAGGGGACAAAUUCUCAUCAAUGGGAAAAAUGAAUCAGUUCACUCUUACAAAAGGAUCAUUGGGUUUGUCCCACAAGAUGAUAUUGUGCACGGGAACCUAACUGUAGAAGAAAAUCUAAGAUUCAGUGCUCGUUGUAGGUUACCUGGUGAUCUUCCAAAGGCCGAUAAGGUUCUGGUUGUAGAAAGAGUAAUAGAAGCUUUAGGGUUACAGGCAAUACGUGAUUCUUUAGUGGGAACAGUUGAGAAAAGGGGGAUAUCUGGAGGACAAAGAAAAAGAGUAAACGUAGGGUUAGAAAUGGUUAUGGAACCUUCAUUAUUAAUUUUAGAUGAGCCUACUUCUGGUUUAGAUAGUUCUUCGUCUCUUUUACUUCUAAGAGCUCUUAGACGUGAAGCUCUUGAAGGAGUAAACAUAUGCAUGGUCAUCCACCAACCGAGCUAUGCAUUGUUUAAAAUGUUCGACGACUUCAUAUUACUUGCCAAAGGAGGUCUAACAGUGUACCAUGGCCCAAAAAAGAAAGUUGAAGAAUAUUUUGCAGGUCUAGGGAUCAUUGUACCUGAACGAGUUACUCCUCCAGAUCAUUAUAUUGAUAUUUUAGAGGGAAUAAUUAAGUCAGGAUCUAAUGUUACACGUGAACAACUUCCCGUGAGAUGGAUGCUUCAUAAUGGUUAUCCAGUACCUCAAGAUAUGUUGCAUCUUUGUGAUGAAAUUUCUAGCACUUCUUCCCCUGAUAGCUCUCUAAAACCUCAUGUUGAUAAACGACAUGAUAAAUCUUUUAUUGGAGAUCUUAUUCAAGAAAUUAAGUGUGCACUUGUAUUAAGACGAGAGCACCUUAAGCACAACUUCUUAAAAAAACAAGAUUUGUCAAAUCGCAUAACCCCAGGGAUAAUGCGACAAUAUAGAUAUUUUCUAGGAAGGGUUGGAAAGCAAAGACUUCGUGAAGCUAAAUUACAAGCUGUGGAUUAUUUAAUUCUUUUACUUGCUGGAGCUUGUUUAGGAACUCUUGCUAAAGUGAGCGAUGAAACAUUUGGUGCAAUUGGUUAUAACUACACUGUGAUUGCCGUAUCCCUAUUAUGUAAGAUUUCAGCUUUGAGAUCAUUCACGCUUGAUAGAUUACAAUAUUGGAGAGAAAGUUCGUCUGGAAUGAGUAGUUUGGCAUAUUUUCUCUCUAAAGAUACAAUUGAUCAAUUUAACACUCUUUUUAAGCCUUUGGUUUACCUCUCAGUGUUUUACUUUUCCAACAAUCCAAGAUCAAGCUUCUUAGCCAAUUACAUAGUCCUGGUUUGUCUUGUGUAUUGUGUGACUGGGGUAGCUUAUGGCUUAGCGAUACUUCUCCAGCCAGGUCCUGCACAACUGUGGUGUGUACUUCUUCCAGUAGUAUUAUCACUCAUUGCAAGCCAAGACAAAGAAAGCAAAAUUAUGUUUGAAGUAGGAAAAUUUACCUACUCAAAAUGGGCUUUAGAGGCUUUUGUUAUUGCAAAUGCUGAAAAGUAUGAUGGAGUGUGGCUAAUAACUCGCUGUGGAUCUUUGAUGCAAAGUGGCUAUAGUCUUAAUCAUUGGAAUCGUUGUUUAAUAUUUCUUAUUGUAAGCGGGGUUAUUAGCCGGAUAAUAGCUUUUAUCUUUAUGAUUGUAGUCCAAAAGAAAUGAAACCAAUAACAAUUUUAAUGUUAAUUAGUGCACAGCACUAAAAUAUGAGUACCUUUAGUUAUUCUUUUUUAA
Messenger RNA from Chenopodium quinoa (quinoa), 3231 nucleotides. Its product is annotated as ABC transporter G family member 28-like. The record is from RefSeq and is a predicted model, not a curated record. The coding region runs from base 1 to 3159 and encodes 1052 amino acids. Lineage: Eukaryota; Viridiplantae; Streptophyta; Magnoliopsida; Caryophyllales; Amaranthaceae. Gene Ontology annotation, molecular function: ABC-type transporter activity; ATP hydrolysis activity; ATP binding. The transcript has 14 exons.